CGUCAAGGUGUUCUCAGAAUCUCGGAUUUUGGUCUUGCAGAGUUGAACAGCCGACUUAGUCGUUCUCAUCAACAUAGAAGUCAAGUGCCCAAUUCUCCCACGUAUCGACCACCAGAAUGCGACUUACGUCGGCGAAUCAUCAGGCAGUCAUACGAUAUUUGGUCUCUCGGAUGUUUGUUUCUCGAAUUCAUCACUUGGUUUCUCGGCGGCAAGGACUUACUCUUUGAAUUUGCCCGGAAACGAUGUUCGCCCGAUCCGUAUUUUUCAGGCAUUGAUUCGGAUACAUUUUUCCAGAUUGAUAACUCUGAAGCGAAGGACUCGACGGCAGCUUCAGUGAAGCAAGCUGUAAUCGAGGUGAUUUGUGAUCACAGACUUCACUCUCAUCCUGCAUGCAGCGAAUAUCUGCAUCACUUUCUUGACAUGAUGAUGUAUGGGAUGUUGGUAGUAGAAUCGGAAGAUCCCAAAUCUGGAGACAGACGAAUCACCUGUAUCGAAGUGUUACAAAGGCUGUCUAUAUGGCGAAGGAUGUGCGUCUUGUCUGCAAAAAAUUUUCAGAGCCUGCCAAGCAACCUUGGGAUAAUCAUAGCUGGGAUCACUCUCCUGCCAGGGUCAACUCAGGUGAAGGCCUCGCAGCUCAUCAGAGCCGAGUUGGUAGUGGUUUCAAGGGUCUCCAGAAACGCUCAAGUAUGA
Messenger RNA from Colletotrichum acutatum, 690 nucleotides. RefSeq lists its product as uncharacterized. The annotation marks the transcript as partial. Lineage: Eukaryota; Fungi; Ascomycota; Sordariomycetes; Glomerellales; Glomerellaceae. The transcript has 2 exons. Gene Ontology annotation, biological process: peptidyl-serine phosphorylation; peptidyl-threonine phosphorylation. The record is from RefSeq and is a predicted model, not a curated record. Gene Ontology annotation, molecular function: ATP binding; protein serine/threonine kinase activity.